UUCUAAUUAACAUGCACAUAUAGUUUUAGCUCUAGCUUUAAUACAAUACCCCUUUUUGAAGGGCACAUUCCCCCAUUAUAUGCUUUUUCCCUCACUGAAAAAUCCCUUAGCAGGACUAUACACAAUAUUUUAUUUUUUCCUUUUCUUUUUUCACUCGGUACCUUUCAAUGGCUACAUGCAGUAAUAAUAAGUGGGCAGAAAUAAAAAAAUACCACUAAAUUAUAAUAAAAGGAGAGGGAAAAGAGGCUCAAAGGUCCAGUCUUGUCCACCCCUUAUCUGACUAACUCUGCCACUCCAAACGGACCACUCCCUUCUAUAUCUCACUCUCUUCAACGCUCAGUCUCUCACUAUAACUAAAACAAAACUAGUGAUUAAUCCCAUCACUAGCCCUGUUAAUUUUACAUUAUACACCCCUUAAAAACAAAAUUAUUGCACAUUCACUCCCUUGUUCUUUUUUUUUUACCACCUAAAACCACUUCUUAUAAACACCCAAAAGGCCCAAACCCACAUACCAGUUGAGUAAGAACAACAAAUCUUCAUCAUAGUCUCCCUCGCUGCUGAUCAGUAGUACCAAUAGUUACGCCCAGAAGAUAAAUAUUCCGGUAAUUCUGGAGUAGGAUCGCUGGAAUAAUAGUACGACCACAUUCUGGAGAUUUUCGCAGUCAACCCAGCUUUCAUUAAUUCUCACCAUGGUUGUGACCGACCCGGAUCCGGUUUUGUCACUCGGGUCGGUGAAUUCUACCGUCCCGGCUGUGGUUCCGCCGUGGAUGAACCCGUCUUCUGCGGCGGUGACGUCGUCUCUUUCAUCCUGCACUUCUUCGACCCCGUCUCCUUCGAUGAGUCUCUGGCUGUCGCCGUCAGAACCGGUUAUCGACCCGGAAAUGAACCGGUUGGUUCCAGUUCAGCAACUGGGUAGUCUGGUUCAGUACUGUAAGGAGGUGGAGGAAGGUCGGUUGAGCUGGCUGCAUCACAAGAAAGAGGCCACGUGGCGUUUGAGCCGGCUGCAGCAACAGCUGGAGUCAGAGAAAGCGAGGAAGAGGAGAGAGAAAAUAGAGGAAACGGAAGCCAAGAUAAGGAGCUUGAGAGAGGAAGAAAUGGCGUCACUGAGUCGAAUUGAGAACGAGUACAGAGACCAACUCAGUGAGUUGCAGAGAGAAGCGGAGAGCAAAGAAGCGAAACUUAUCGAAGCUUGGUGCAGUAAGCACGCCAGGCUUGCCAAGCUCGUUGACCAGAAUUGGGUCAACGCUGCUGGUGCUUCUUCUCUUCGCCUCCCCACCACCACUAGUACUCGUCCAAAUUAGUUUCCUUGUUAUUUUUUCAUUUCCUUUCUUUCUUUUGAAUUAUUGAAAAGAAAAAGAAAACUUUAAUGGGGUCAAGUGAUCGUGAUUGAUUUCAUAUUAAACUACCGAUAUUUUUGUAAUCCAAGACUAACUACACGUCCCCCCAAUAUGCAUGAAAAUGCUCAGCACCCAACUUAAUUUUUUUUCAUUGUUAAUUUUUAUGCAUGACGAUAAUUAUAUAUGAAUGGAUGAUGAUCAUGUUCAUUUUUACA
Molecule: messenger RNA, 1552 nt
Organism: Cannabis sativa
Lineage: Eukaryota; Viridiplantae; Streptophyta; Magnoliopsida; Rosales; Cannabaceae
Product: protein rough sheath 2 homolog
Exons: 1
Coding region: 690-1301 (203 amino acids)
Source: RefSeq, a predicted model, not a curated record